This is a messenger RNA of Fragaria vesca subsp. vesca, 1386 nucleotides long. RefSeq names its product probable LRR receptor-like serine/threonine-protein kinase At4g08850-like. The record is from RefSeq and is a predicted model, not a curated record. Gene Ontology annotation, molecular function: protein binding. The coding region runs from base 1 to 1386 and encodes 461 amino acids. The transcript is spliced from 4 exons. NCBI's taxonomy places the organism in Eukaryota, Viridiplantae, Streptophyta, Magnoliopsida, Rosales, Rosaceae.
AUGGAGUUGGGAAGGUGGCUCAUACAUGCCUUUACAAUAUCAAUUGUGCUUCUUCUGCAUAUCAACGCUUCCGCCUUAUCCCUCGUCCAUCACCAUGCUAACGUGACGGCGAGGUGCAUUGACAGGGAGAGGGACGCACUCCUUGCUAUCAUAGGAGACCUGGUAGAUGAAUACAACCUGCUCUCUUCGUGGGGAAGCGAAGACUGUUGCAGAUGGGAAAGAGUCCAUUGUGAUCCCCACACUGGCCAUGUUAUUCAACUUCAUCUUGGAGGAGUGUUUGAGUUGUUGCAACAUGGACUUGAUCGACUGGAGAUGUACCCACAGAUGUACUUUCUGGGGUUAUUUUAUCAGCAAGGUCAGGAUAUAUUGAAAAACUUCGGAGGUCAGUUUAAUCAGCUUAGUGGAAGUUUGCCUUCACAGUUAUGUCACCUACCACAUCUUCAAAUAUUGGAUGUCUCUGUGAAUGAAAUCUCGGGAACUAUACCAAAAUGCCUCAACAAUUUGACUUCUUUGGCACAAGAAGGAAAUUCAAAUCUAACCAUCAGGCAUUCUUUUAAUAUAUCAGAGGCCGAACCACCGAUGACUUCUCUUUAUUAUGAAGAUGAUGCAACAUUCAUGUGGAAAGGAACAUUGGCUUCAUACAAAAGCACCUUGGGACUAGUCAAGAGAAUUGAUCUCUCAAGCAACAGAUUAACUGGGGAGAUUCCAAGUGAAAUCACUUACCUUGUUGGAUUGGUUUCUCUGAACCUGUCAAGGAACAGUUUAAGUGGACAAAUCCCUCUAGAUAUCGGAAAGUUGAAGUCAUUAGAUUCACUUGAUUUGUCAAGAAACAAGAUACAUGGUGGAAUCCCGACAAGCCUUGCUCAUAUAGAUAGACUUGGCACCAUGGAUUUGUCAUAUAACAACUUGUCUGGUGAAAUUCCAACUGGCACUCAGCUCCAAGGCUUUAAUGCCUCAUCUUAUAUUGAAAAUCCUUGGUUGUGCGGACUUCCACUUCAUGUUUGUGAUCCAGAGGGGACAGGUCGACCUAAUGUCUCAAGUGGUGAAGAUGAUGCAAAUGAGCUCAUCACGCAAGGGUUUUACAUAAGUCUGGGACUUGGAUUUGCUGUUGGAUUCUGGGGAAUCUGUGGAAGUUUGAUAUUCAAGAAGUCAUGGAGAUAUGCAUACUACAAUUUCUUGAAUGCUUCAAAUGAUUGGCUUUAUGUGAAGCUACUGUUAUUCAAGAGACUUCUGCACUACAGGAUUAAUGAUGAUGUGUGUUCCAUAACUACAGAAUUACUAGUGAUUAUGAAUACCAUAUACCAUGUUUCCAACAUCAAAGAAGUGCAAGUAAAAGCAACUGUUGGCAUGAUAACUGUUGAAAAGAUGGGCACCGGGAAGUUCUAA